Gekko japonicus is the source of this 1351-nucleotide messenger RNA. RefSeq lists its product as uncharacterized. Lineage: Eukaryota; Metazoa; Chordata; Lepidosauria; Squamata; Gekkonidae. The record is from RefSeq and is a predicted model, not a curated record. The transcript has 6 exons. Bases 227 to 532 code for a protein of 101 amino acids.
GUCACGCGUUUCCUGGCUCUUCCUGGUGACGGGCGGAGGGGCGUGAGCAGCUGGGGGUGCAGGUUCGGGUGAAGGUGUGUGGCCUGGCGGGAGGAGGAUGGCUCCGUCUGGGGAGUGAUUCUACGGGGAGCGGCUGUUGCAGUCCUUGAGAGCGCCGAAGGGCAGACUUCCUGAUGAAGACAGAAGCUCCUUAUCUGGUCCUGUGUGAGCGACAGUUUCCUAUGCCAUGAGUAACACUACCCUGCCCACCUCCCCUGAGCCAACCAGCGACUCUUUGGUGGGCUAUGUUCUGGUGCCGUUUUUCCUUAUCACUGUGGUUGGGAUCAUCAUGGCUGUGAUAAUGUAUAUUCAGAAGAAGAGGAGAUAUGACCGGCUACGUCAUCACUUGCUGCCAAUGUAUAGCUAUGAUCCUGCGGAGGAAUUGCAUGAAGCAGAACAAGAGCUCCUGGUGGAUCCAGAGGACACAAAGGUGAUGCGAGGAUGGGGAGGAUACCAGCCCUGCCGGGCUGCACUGACAGAUGUGAAGGCUUAAUGCAACUUAAAGAGUUCAACAAGAAGGCUUGGGGAAGAUGAUCUUGCCCAUCUGGUAUGCAUGUCAAAUCGAAGUGCUCCUGUUGACUCUGAACCCUCUGCAUUUGUUUCCCACUUCACUACUGUAUCCCCUUUGCCUUGGCUCCUGGUGAAAGAAGGCAAGUGAGUGCCUGCUCUGCUGGGUUCCAACACAGGUGCCACAGAGCACUUCGCAAACAGAGAGCAGCCUAGGAAGCUGGAGUCUUGCAUGCUUGGGUUUGGAAUGGUUUUACAAGGCACGAGAACACCUCCUCUUGGUUUGCAUUUGGGAUGGAUGCAGGGUAGAUGCUGCCACUUCAGGGAGAAUACCUCUGAAUGGCUCUUAUAGUAAGGGCUGUAACUCCUCAAACGCUCAGCUCCCCCCCAAUGCAAAAGAUACAGCUGCAAAGACAGUGUAAUGCAUUUGCUAGUUGCCCCUGCACCUCAUCUUGCUGCCUACUUACCUAUGCUCAUAAUGAGCGUUAUCACUUAGCUGUUGGGUUCCCAUGAUGUGCCCCUUUGUGGAUCCAGGGAAAGCAAAGACAAAUAGUGAGAUUGCCAGUUCAAGCACAUGGGUGAAGCAGUCUAAUGUCCUUUUUCCCUGUGAUGCAGAUCAGUGGGGGUGGUGGGUGAGGGCCAAGAUGUACAUGCAGUGAGCAUUGAACACAUGCCCAGCUGCCAGAAGGGGCCUUAAGGUAUUUGUGAGGAGGAGUUUCCUCCAGCAAGGUGCUUCUUUCUAUGAUGUUGACUUUUGUAUUUGAUGGGAACUUGCCUGUACAUUUUGUAAAUAAAAUAAGCCAUG